ACGCGCGUCAGAAGUUUUACAUCGAACGUCUCCACGGGAAAACACUAACGUGGACCAUCGCAGACGCGAGAGUCGCGUCCGCGGCCGAAAAGUUUUAUGGGAGUUGUUAGACUAAACGGCUAUGGCUAACGGCGGAGGAGGAGAAGAAGAGGAGGAGGAGGAGGACGACGAGGAAGAAGAAGAGGAGGAGGAGGAGGAGGAAGAAGAAGAAGAAGAAGAAGAAGAAGAAGAAGAAGAAGAAGAAGAAGAAGAAGAAGAAGAAUGCAAGGAAGAUGAAGCAGCUUCGAAAAAAAAUAAAAAAUAUAAUGGCUAUGGCUAACGGAGGAGGAGAUGAAGAGGAGGAGGAGGAGGAAGAAGACGAAGAAGAAGAAGAAGAAGAAGAAGAAGAAGAAGAAGAAGAAGAAGAAGAAGAAGGAGGAGGAGGAGGAGGAGGAGAAGGAGGAGGAGGAGGAGAAGAAGAAGAAGAAGAAGAAGGAGGAGGAGGAGGAGGAGGAGGAGAGGAAGAAGAGGAAGAAGAGGGAGAAGAAGGAGAAGAAGGAGAAGAAGGAGAAGGAGAAGCAGGAGUGCGUGAUGGAGUGGCUCGUUGGCAGGGGGCGCGAUGGCACAGCUGGCUGGUGGAGGCGACGAUAGUGCUGCUGCACCCCGCGGAGACCUACCGACAACGGCGCGGCUGCUCCGAGUUAUGGCACGGCUGCUGGCGGUGGCGACGAUGGCACAGCUAGCUGUCGGAGGCGACGACGGAGUGGCUGCACAGAGUGGAGGCGAGCGGGGUUGAAUGCACGAUGCGUUUUCCCG
This is a messenger RNA of Chara braunii, 795 nucleotides long. Lineage: Eukaryota; Viridiplantae; Streptophyta; Charophyceae; Charales; Characeae. The record is from the annotation of a GenBank genome assembly.